AGUGCACCGUCCCCUAAUAAAUUAUCUGAAAAAUACUGGGAUAAGUGAGAGACUUUAGUGAUUUAUAUAGUGAUAUAUAGUUAUUUAUUUAUUAUUGGUUUAUUAUUAUUGUUUUUUUCCUGCCAAUCUGCUGCCCACACUCCAGUCCAAUAGGUGGCGGUAAUUAACCUUAGUUGAUUUGCCAACCGCCAUUAAAAGAAGAAGAAGAUUCAACGGUUGUGUAGUAGGUGUACUGUUACAGGACACAGGACGCAGCUAAGGAAUCCCUGGAAAAAAAGUGCGUGCCAGUUCCCGGCACCGUAACUGUCCUACUGUAGGGAGGGGCGAUACCACCGAUGGCAAGUGGAGAAGAGUCUAACAUUUCUAGCUACUACUUAGAUGAGAAGGCUUUCCAUCUCUGCUGCAAACUUUUCCUACAACACUCAGGUGUCAUAAGAGAUGGAUGGAGCUGGGCAGAGGUUAAGGGUGGUGAAGAAGGCUACAUAAAAAAGACUGCUAUAAUGCCUGGAAGAUUCUGUUCUUUGCUUAACCACAAAGCUGAUGAUAACAUGAGUGCUCUGACACAAGCAGAUGAGCUGGAUGAUGAGGCAGCUGCGGCUUGUACAGUAUGUGAGAGCCAGGUUUUAAUGCACUAUGAAUACCAUGUUUUAUACUCCUUCAGUCAUCAGGUGCCUAUACUCUACUUCAGAGCAUCUACAUUAGAUGGACAGCCUUUGUCCCUUGAUGAGGUUUGGAUCAAUAUUCACCCAAACUACAGACAAAGACUACUACAAGGACCUUGGGAUACACUGACUCAACAGGAACACCCUUUACUAGGCCAGCCCUUCUUUAUGCUCCAUCCUUGUCACACUGAGGAGCUUAUGAGACCACUUAUCAAAAUGGCAGAUGCCAAAAAAAGGAAAGUGAACUACAUUGCCACAUGGUUGAGUGUGGUAGGGCCUGUGGUGGGAUUGGAUGUGCCGCUUAGCUAUCACACAGCAUUGACUGCUCCUGAUUGACUCAUGAACAUCCCACUGAACUGUUAGAGCUUAAAGAUCAGUAUGCUCCAUUUAUCCUCGCGAUGCCUCUCAUCAUCUGCACAUCUGGUGAAGAAGUGGUAAACAAGACAUGAGAAAGUCUCUUACAAGGCUCUUGCAGCUCCUACGAUUUCGUUCAAACAUUGUCAGUGAAUUUACUCAUCGCCACUGACUAAUCUGAGCUUUCAAAAUAUGCCCUUGUAUCAUUUGUAUCUUUAUUUUUUUUCUCUUAUAUCUUCAUUUUUGUGUAUUUUUCUUUUUUAUUUAAACAGACAUGAUAGAUAAAAUUUUGACAAAAUUGACAGCAUCAGAAUUCCAGUUUGCCAUAAGUCUCUGUGCCCAUGAAAUCCCCCAGAUCUGUGCCUUUACCUAACAAAAUGCAUGACUAAACAAAUAUUUGUGACUGAUAAAUAUUGUGAUUAUAUUUGAGUCCUGAACACUAACUGGAAGGCUAUUCCUUAGUUGGGGGCUUUGAAGGAAUUUAGCUAAUCAGUCUAUCAGAUGUGCACAUUUUGAUUACAGCUAUAGUGAUCAAUCAUGAUUUUUAUAAGCAAUUCAUAACCACAGUUAGGAUUGUGAUAAACUGGAGCCAUAGUGGAGGAGGGAGGGUGGGAUAUGGUUCCAGCGUGGUUAAAAGGCUCCCCUUUGUAUACCCCUUGACGGAGUACAUCAUGUGGAGCCACUCCCUAUUGUUCUUGAUAUAGGAAAAUUUCCCUCCUUCUCCCACCUCAGCUUUAAUUUUUCAUACAGGGCCUCUUGGACCCUGAAAAGUUCUGCGGCCUCCAUCUCUUGUUCUGCUGAUUCCAUGUUUGGGCGCAGUAUUCUGUCACGUAGCGGUAACUGAGGCGGAAGCAAGUGCAGAUAAAGAUGUUUUCUUGAGGAGGCAGGCAGACAAAUCCAAAUUGUAAGACAAUAGCGUGGUUCAAAUGGGUCAGGCGAUUGGCAAAUGGGCAUAAACUGGGCUAGGCUGUAAUCUAAAACGCAGAAACAAGGUUAAUCACAGGAAACAUGAAACGAUAACUGGAAAACGAGAAAUGAGAGCUAGGUACAGAGAUAAUUCAAUACUGCGCAAAGUGCACAGAAACAUGAGGGGUUUAAAUGACUAACGUCAUAAUGGUUAAACGCAGACAGCUGGAAACAAUAAUGACACCUAACGGAAACCAACCAAUGACUAAACGGGGGCGGAGACAGAACGUCAUCAUAAAUACGUGUCCACAGUAAACAAUGGAAAAGCAUGCACUUGCUGAGCACUCGUGCACCUGGCUCGUGCAUGCGCAUGCACUCCGGCUUUCUGAGCACAUUGCAAGCUGCAGUGCUGUCUAAAGGGGAGAUAAUGACACCGAGACGCUGGACGAAUAGUUGAUUAGAAAUAUUAAAUUAGCAAAAAUUUCCCCUUCUGAGCUGAUCUGCUAGUCUCUCUUACAUAUUUUGGUGGAGAAUACAGGUAACUUAAUCUAAAUAGCCAAACUUCCCUUACAUAUAAUGGUGGAGAAUGUGAGCAGUUCAAUGUAAAACAGCUAAUUUUCCCUACAGGGUGUUGGUGGAUCUAGAGCCUGUCUCAGGAACACUGGGAGCAAAGCAGAUACACCGAUCAGCCAUAACACUAAAACCACAGACAGGUGAAGUGAAUAACAUUAAUUAUCUCGUUAUAGUGGCACUGGACAAGGGGUGGGAUACAUUAGGCAGCAAGUGAACAGUCAGUUCUUGAAGUUGAUGUGUUGGCAGCAGGAAAAAUGGGCAAACAUAAGGGCCAAAUUGUGCAAAUGCAGCAUUAAUGAUACUAGCAAACGUAAAAUAUUUUAAAGGUCAAUUUCAAUGAAAAUGUGACAAUUUUCCCAUUAAAAUAUUCAGAAUCACGUGACACAUGCUUGUGCAGGAUUUUUAUGUGCAGCCUACAGAGAGCCCACUGUUGUCACAUUUUGGAAUAGUAGUGUGGGUGGAGUGUUGCCUGUCCUGGACUGGACCUGCAUGGGUGUUUGGUGUACACCCAAUCCUGUACUGUGAGCCCAAAUCUCGAAUGUUUAUGUGGGUCCAGUUUGGGCUGUCCCAUGCUUUCCCAAUCCCACCCUGUCCACAGUAAGCUUGUGAAUAAUGGCUGCAUUUUUGCUGGCAAGCUAAUUUAACAGAUUAUGCAUCAACUAGAGCAAGCUAACAUACAGGGGGGAAAUAAGUAUUGAACAUGUCAAAAUUUUUAUCAGUAAAUAUAUUUCCAAUGAGGUUAUGCACAUGAAAUUUUCACCAGACAUCAGUAUUAACUCAUGAAAUCUGUAAAUAUAAAGAAUUCACAACAUUAAAGUCUAUAAAUAAAGUUGUGUAAUAAAGUGGAAAAAGUAUUGAACACGCUAAGAAAAAGCAGUUCUCCAAGGCAAGCUAAGGCAAGGAACCAGCUGAAAUCCAUAAGUAAUUAUAGCUCCUGUGCAAAUUAAUAUCAGCUGAGCUCUCCCAAGACCUUCGCAACCUUAUUGAUGGAAUCAGAUACAGGUGUAUUUCAAAACUUCUGAAUCCUCCAGUAAGCACCAUUAUCCACAAGUGGAAGCAACAUCACUCCAUCAUCAACCGGCCACACACAGGAGCAAGAUUUCUGACCUGAGAGGGAAAGAGGAGAGAGAAGCGCAUGUAUGUGAAAGGAGUGUGAAUUCUCUAGCUGUGGGUUUUUUCUUUCUUUCAAGUACCAUCACUGCUAGUUAAGUGGUCGACCAGAGCAUUAUAUGUGACUUUAGUGGUGGAAUAAGCUAUCUGUGGAGAGUAUAACCUUGGAGAGACGUUAUAUUACCACGGAAAGAGUAUAAUAGCUAAGAGCUAGCUGUGAAGACUUGGACUUGCACACGUGGACGUUGCUAAUAAGUUAGCGAACAGCCGACUGGAGGAGCAGAGACUGUGUUUGUCACGAAGAAAUGAGCUGUGGACUUCGCGGAUGACUACCUGUGUGUGAAUCUUCUCUUCUUCUUAUCUUGCAAUGACACUGUGUGACUGUGACCCCAUUGUUGAUCAAGAUACCAUUUUUUUGUUCUUGCCCUCGUGGUGAAGCAGCCCUUUUGUUUGAGGCUUCUACGUACGCCAGCUACAUUCAGGCAUGCAACAGGGAACUUGGUACUAGUAUUUUGUUUGUUUAUGGGGUAAUGUGGAUUUUUUGUUGUUUAAUCUGGGACGUUUAAACCUUAUUAAGGGACUUUGAGAACUGUAGAUAAUAUAAAACGGAAGCUGAAUGUUUGAUGACUGAAUUUUAUGUUAAAUACUUUGUCUGCAUUAGUAAAAAAGGUUACAGGUUUAACCAUUGGUUGGAUUGUUGACUUAAAGGUUAAGCAUAAAUAGAAAAGAACUCAGGGUAGCUCCCCAAGUAAAAGGAUGUACACCAAAGGGGCGCUACACACACAUUUACCCUUAAAAAAACUCCCCAACCUGGCUUUCACAUUUAGUUAUACAGGAAGAGAGACAAGGCUGAAACAGAACUCCAACUACACUCCAGCAUUUCCCCAUCACUUUCAGAAAAUUAAACUCAUCUACUGUGAAGAUCCUCUCUUCAGAUUUUAUCAUUCCACACUUUGCAUCUGACUGAAGUGUUAUUCUGGUGUAAAAGACAACAUUCAUGUAAUUUGUAUAAUAAACUUUGUGUAAUGGUUGUAAUUGAUCCUGCACUUACACAUUGGUCACUUACACUUUCCUUGUCUUACACAUACAUACUGUACAUACAGUGGUGCUUGAAAGUUUGUGAACCCUUUAGAAUGAGACAAAUAUACUAGAUCAUUUAUUUAUUUAUUGAAGAAAAUGAUCCAAUGUUACAUAUCUGUGAGUGGGAAAAGUAUGUGAACCUCUAGGAUUUGCAGUUAGCAGUUGAACGUGAAAUUAGUCAGGUGUUUUCAAUCAGUGGGAUGGUGCCAGUGAGCACCAAGUUGUAUUUAAAGAACAGGGAUCUAUCAAAGUCUGAUCUUCACAACAAAAGUUUAUGGAAGUGUAUCAUGGCACAAACAAAUGAGAUUUAAAUUAUGUAAAUCUUUUCUGGAUGAUCAAAAUGCUGCAGUUUCACAAGAAGUAAGAUGUUUGAAGAAUCAGGAGACCAAGAGCCAGGGUAGAGUCAAAGAGAUGGUUUAUUAUGCGUGCAAAGACAGUCUCAAUAGUCUAAACAUUAGAUGUUCCCCGCGAGCUUAUAUACUGGGGUGUACAUGCAAAGAGACCAGGACAAGAUAAAGAACAGACAUAACUUGAGUACUCAUGAACUGAAAACAAGGACAAAUACAUAAAAAAAGAGACGUGCAUUUACCCGUGUACAUUUUAUGGCUACAGGUCAAACAUACAUACAUUUUAUGAUCAUUGUAAAAGAACAGAAAUUACAUGAGGUGGCUCCACCAUGAUUAACCACGUAUGUUCACAUAGUCAUGAAAUAUAAGAGAAAAACAAGAAAAAUAUUUCACACUCAGGAUCUCAGACAAAGAGUUGUUGAUGCUCAUCAGACUGGAAAAGGUUUAAAAAAAAAAAAUACCUAAAGAGUUUAGACUCCACCAAUCCAAAGUCAGACAGACUGUGUACAAGUGGAGCAAAUUCAAGACCAUUAUUACCCUCUGUUAGCCUUUUGGGGAAAUGUUUUGUGGAUGGAUGAAACCUAAAUAGAACUUUUUUGUUUAAAUGAGAUGCAUUGUGUGGAGAAAGGAAAACACUGCAUAAGAACCUUAUCCCAUCUGUGAAACAUGGUGGUGGUAGUAUCAUGGUUUGGGCCUGUUUUGCUGCAUCUGGGCCAGGACGACUUGACAACAUUGAUGGAACGAUGAAUUCUGAAUUAUAUCGGAGAAUUCUAAAGGAAAAUAUCAGGACAGCUGUCUAUGAUCUGAAUCUCAAGAGAAAAUUAGUCAUGCAGCAAGACAACAACCCUAAGCACACAAGUCAUUCUACCAAAAAUGGUUAAAGAACAAUAAAGUUUAAAGAAUAAAUGUUUUUGAAUGACCAAGUCAAAAUCCUGACCUUAAUCCAAUAGAAAUGUUGUGGAAGGGCCUGAAGCAAGCAAUUCAUAUGAGGAAACACACUAUCAUCCUAGAGUUGAAGGUGUUCUGUACUAAGGAAUGGGUUACAAUUCCUCCAAGCCGAUGUACACAACUGAUUAACAGUUUAAAUGGGGUCACACCAGAUACUAAAAGAAAAGGUUGACAUACUUUUGUCACCCACAGAUAUGCAAUAUUUAUUAUUUUCCUCAAUAAAUAAAUGAUGAAGUAUAAUAUUUUUGUCUCAUUUGUU
Ictalurus furcatus (blue catfish) is the source of this 6239-nucleotide messenger RNA. It is a transcript of the gene atg10, whose product is annotated as ATG10 autophagy related 10 homolog (S. cerevisiae). Bases 336 to 998 code for a protein of 220 amino acids. The transcript is spliced from 7 exons. NCBI's taxonomy places the organism in Eukaryota, Metazoa, Chordata, Actinopteri, Siluriformes, Ictaluridae. Gene Ontology annotation, biological process: macroautophagy; protein modification by small protein conjugation; protein lipidation. Gene Ontology annotation, molecular function: Atg12 transferase activity. The record is from RefSeq and is a predicted model, not a curated record. Gene Ontology annotation, cellular component: intracellular anatomical structure.